AAAAAAAAACCCAUUCUGGUUUUAUUGAGGUGAGAAGAGUGGUUUUGAACGCUUUCUAAGGGCGAAGGGGGAAAGUGUGUUUUGUUGGUGGCUCCAUCAAAACUCAACUGAACUGAACUUCAAUCCAACUUCAGUAGAAUUUAUAUACACAUUUUAGAUGGAUUCGGUGCUUAUUGGAUCUUUUCCUAAUGUCUCUUCAAUUACGGCUGGUGGAAAUUUCUGGAGUAGUAAUAAAAAUUAUGCCAAGAAUUACUAUGCAGGUUCUUAUGCACCAAAAGCUUCAUUGCACAAAAGGAAAAUCCAAAAGGAAUGUAAUUUUUUGAGGUUUAGGCUGCAAAGUUUGAACCUUUUUUACAAAGGCAUUGAGGGAGUGUCUGCAUGUCAAGAAUGCAAUAGAAGAUAUGUUGUGAAAGCGGCCUCUGGACAAUCUUUUGAAUCUGAACCUCGAGCUUUUGAUCCAAAAAGCAUUUGGGAUUCUGUCAAGCAUUCUUUGGAUGCUUUCUACAGGUUUUCCAGGCCGCACACAGUUAUUGGCACAGCAUUAAGCAUAAUUUCUGUCUCUCUCCUUGCAGUGGAGAAAAUUUCAGAUUUAUCUCCACUAUUUUUUACUGGUGUGCUGCAGGCUGUGGUAGCUGCCCUGUUUAUGAAUAUUUAUAUCGUUGGUUUGAAUCAAUUGUCUGAUGUUGAAAUAGACAAGAUAAACAAGCCAUAUCUUCCAUUAGCAUCUGGGGAAUAUUCCUUUGGAACUGGUGUCCUUAUUGUUGCAUCUUUUUCAAUUCUGAGUUUUUGGCUUGGCUGGGUUGUAGGUUCAUGGCCAUUAUUUUGGGCUCUUUUUGUCAGUUUUGCGCUAGGAACUGCUUAUUCAAUCAAUGUGCCCCUGCUUAGAUGGAAAAGAUUUGCAGUGCUUGCAGCGAUGUGCAUUCUAGCUGUUCGGGCAGUAGUGGUUCAACUUGCAUUUUUCCUUCACAUGCAGACUUAUGUGUACAAGAGGCCGGCUGUCUUUUCAAGACCCCUGAUUUUUGCUACUGCAUUCAUGAGCUUCUUCUCUGUAGUUAUAGCAUUGUUCAAGGAUAUACCUGACAUUGAAGGAGAUAAAAUAUUUGGCAUCCAAUCUUUUUCAGUACGUUUAGGUCAGAAGCGGGUAUUCUGGAUUUGUGUUUCUCUUCUUGAAAUGGCUUAUGGAAUCGCCCUCCUGGUGGGAGCAGCAUCUCCUUGCCUUUGGAGCAAAAUUGUUGCGGGUCUGGGACAUGCUGUUCUGGCUUCAGUUCUCUGGUAUCGUGCCAAAUCUGUAGAUUUGAGAAGCAAAGCUUCCAUAACAUCCUUCUAUAUGUUUAUCUGGAAGCUAUUUUACGCAGAGUACUUGCUCAUACCUUUAGUUAAAUGAGAAUGAAGCGGCAUUGUUGACUUAAGAAUUAGUUUUGGUUAAAUGGUGCUGGCUUUGUCGCAGGCCAGCUUUGUGUCUCAACAUUAGUUUUAAGUUUUUAAUUGGCAAUUGUAAAUGAAGAAUUAUUUCUUUUCGGUAUUUCUAUCUUUAUUUUAAUUGUUUACUGCUAUUUUUUAUGGAUAAUGUUAUAUAUAUUUUAAAUUUC
Molecule: messenger RNA, 1589 nt
Organism: Gastrolobium bilobum
Lineage: Eukaryota; Viridiplantae; Streptophyta; Magnoliopsida; Fabales; Fabaceae
Product: homogentisate phytyltransferase 1, chloroplastic
Exons: 13
Coding region: 158-1384 (408 amino acids)
Cellular component (GO): membrane
Molecular function (GO): prenyltransferase activity
Source: RefSeq, a predicted model, not a curated record